Molecule: messenger RNA, 1026 nt
Organism: Acanthamoeba castellanii str. Neff
Lineage: Eukaryota; Discosea; Longamoebia; Acanthamoebidae
Exons: 7
Coding region: 1-1026 (341 amino acids)
Source: RefSeq, a predicted model, not a curated record
AUGGAGGAAACGGUGUCUACAGAGAUCUCUGUCGAGAGCGGCGGAUCGAGCGCCUACUACGAUCCGUCGUGGCGCCUCAUGGUCAAACAGUACCGCCAACGCCUCAGGUGGCGCCAGCUGUUGACCCUGCCCCACGCCAUACUGGGGCUCUCCUAUUUUUGUAUAUUUUUAUUUUAUCUGUACAUUUUCUAUGGCCUCAUUUCCCAGUUUGGGCACUACGCCGACCCGAUCCGAGACCUUGGCCUGGUCAUGCCGAUCUCGUUGGUGGUGUUUGCGGCGGUGCAUUCGCUCUACGUGCUGGGCUGGCGGAUGGCGCUCGUGUUCGUGGUGCUCUCCCUCGUCAUCACAUGGGUCAGCGAGGAGAUUGGUGUGGCAUCGGGAUACGUGCCCUAUGGCGCGUACUCCUACACCGAUCUCUCGUCGCCCUGCAUCAGUUACGUGCCCGUCGAUGUGCCGUUCUCGUGGUACAUGAUGCUCUAUCCAUGCUUCAGCAUCGCGGACAUGAUACUCAACGGCCAUGGGCACAUGUCCCAGCAGCGGAGCUCACCGCCCAAAAUCGUUCUCCUGGCCCUGCUCACGUCCUGGCUGAUGGUUUCAUGGGACCUGGUCGCCGACCCGCUGGGUGCCACCGGGGCGAGUUUGUGGGUGUACAAGAACUACCCGGGGCUCUUCUACGGCGUACCAUUCCUCAACUUCGUCGGCUGGGGCUGCAUCUCUUUCCUCGUAACCGUGCUCUACCUCAUCGUCGAGAAGUUCAUCGGCACCAAGCCACUCAUCGGCAACGGGCAUAGGAACCCGCACCUCAACGUGCGCAAGUUCCUGCCGCUCAAGGUCGUGUUCCUGCCGCUCCUGGUCUACGUGGGGAUGAUGCUCCUCUACGUGGUCACCGCGCGGCCGGACGAGCUCAAGAUCCUGGCCUUCUUCGUGAUGGGCUUCCCGACCGUCGUCGCCGUCUUCCGGCUGUGCCACGUCCGCAUCCAAGUCCGCUCCCUCAACGCCGACUACCACCUCGUCUUUGAGGAGUGA